AUGGAUAUCAAUCAAACUAAAUUCACAAACCACACAUGGAAUCUUGAUAUGCACAUGGAAGAUCAAAUUCUCCAUCAUGACCAGAUACCUUCUGACUCAAUUUGGCCUAGCUACCCUCUCCAAACACAACAAACACCAGUUCCAGCUUCAAACCAAAUACCACUCUCAACCCUUCUUAGUCAUAACCAUAUAGGAAACAAUACGGAGGAAGCUGAUCAUCAGGAUGAGCGAGAUGAAGAACUAGGAGCAAUGAAAGAAAUGAUGUAUAGAAUUGCCGCGAUGCAGCCCGUAGACAUAGAUCCGGCCACGAUUCGCAAGCCUAAAAGGCGAAACGUUAGGAUUAGCGAUGACCCUCAGAGCGUGGCAGCGCGUCUUAGGCGAGAAAGGAUAAGUGAAAAGAUCAGAAUUCUUCAAAGGCUUGUCCCUGGGGGAAGAAAAAUGGACACUGCUUCAAUGCUAGACGAAGCAAUCUGUUACGUGAAGUUCUUGAAACGGCAAAUUCGCUUACUUCAACCAACCAAUCAUCAUCAGCACCAACCAUGCAAUACUAAUGGAGAUUGGCAAAUUUCAUACAAUAACAAACCUCUUGAUUCUACCACCACCAUCACCACUUCUUUCUCCCUGGAACCCCGAGCCAUGGGAGGGUUUGGAUACGUUCUUGGUGGUAAUGGGGGCAAUCCCAUGUGCUUUAAUCACGAGGUAAUUAGUGAUCAGGGCUAA
Molecule: messenger RNA, 720 nt
Organism: Dovyalis caffra
Lineage: Eukaryota; Viridiplantae; Streptophyta; Magnoliopsida; Malpighiales; Salicaceae
Source: the annotation of a GenBank genome assembly